Portunus trituberculatus (swimming crab) is the source of this 1141-nucleotide messenger RNA. RefSeq lists its product as uncharacterized. Bases 182 to 541 code for a protein of 119 amino acids. The transcript is spliced from 3 exons. The record is from RefSeq and is a predicted model, not a curated record. Lineage: Eukaryota; Metazoa; Arthropoda; Malacostraca; Decapoda; Portunidae.
CUGAGUGGGAGAGAGCGUCGUUGCUCCAGUCUACGUGAAGUGUGUGUCGAGAGGAAGACUCGGUACUGAGCAAGUUAGUGAGUGAGACACAAACUGAGUGUCUUUACAGGAUUCCUGUGUUGCACUAACUCAAGAACCAUCGUUGCUCCCCGCCACUGCCUCCCUCCGCCUCACCGCCGCCAUGGACAUGCUCCAGUCCGCAAACUCCGCCAUCCUCUACACCAAGUCUUCCAUCAAUAGCUUCUCCUCCGGGCUUGACGAUCUAGCCGACUCGGUGGGCGUGGGUCCCUUCCUGGCGCUGGUGGCGGGGGCGGUGGUGGUGGCGGCAGGACUUGGCAGCAUCUCCUUGUCAGGCAUCGCAAGAAUGGACCAGUACUUUGGGUGGCCUCUCUGGUCUUCCAUAUUUCCCACCUGGCGCGAAGAUCAAGACAAAGAGCGUCUCAAGAGGAGACGUGACGAGGUUGGGUCUGAGGUCAUGAGGCUCGUGGAGGUGGCAAUCAACAAGUACUUUGAGAGGGAGGAUCAGCAGCGCUUUCAUUAGUAAUAUACUCCCCAAUGCCUCUCAACAAGGAAGACUGUCUCCUUCUGAUUCUCUUCACAAUUUUCGUACUUAAUCUCUUCCUUCAUCUUCUUCUCAAUUAUCCCUUUCUCCACUUUUAUUCUUACUUUUCUCCCUUCACUCCUCCUCCUCCUCUGUCAGCAUCUCGAUCUUGUACCUCAUCACAUUAUUAUAUAUUUAUUUCCUUGUUUGUUCUCCGUUUCCUUCACUCUUUGUCAUGUAUUAAUACCUCGCCCUCAUCCUUCCAUUCCUUCAUUGUCUCUUUCUUCGCUUCCUGAUAUCUAAACCAGAUGUGAAAGAGUAAAAUGACUAAAAGAAGAGAUGCAGAGGAUAUUCAAGGAAGAGGAAGACAGACAGAUGAUGAUGGAGAGGAUGAACUGAAAGAGGGAAGAGAAGAAAAGGACAACGAAGGAAAGGAAAAAUGAGGACGAGACGAUAAUAUAUUUAGUGCCAUUCCGUCUUUUUUGUGUUUUCUUCGUUGCUAUAUUUUUCUCUCUCAAUUUAUUUUCAUCUUAAGGCAACUUUUUUUUUCGCUCUCCUCCUCCUCCUCCUCCUCUUAGUCCUCUUCCUCCCACUCUUCCU